Ilex paraguariensis (yerba mate) is the source of this 2035-nucleotide messenger RNA. NCBI's taxonomy places the organism in Eukaryota, Viridiplantae, Streptophyta, Magnoliopsida, Aquifoliales, Aquifoliaceae. The record is from the annotation of a GenBank genome assembly.
UGAUGAUGAGGAUUUGAAUGAGGAGGACCCUUUGGAGUUUGAUGCCGGGUUUGGUAAUAUUAUUGUGGUGGAUAAUCUACCAGUUGUUCCAAAGGAGAAAUUUGAGAAGCUGGAGGGAGUAGUUCGGAAGAUAUACAGUCAAAUAGGAGUGAUAAAAGAGGAUGGGCUUUGGAUGCCUCUUGAUCCUGCCACCCAGAAAACCCUUGGGUACUGCUUCAUCGAGUACAAUACUCCUCAGGAAGCUGAACUUGCUAAGGAGAAGACAAAUGGAUACAAGUUAGACAAAGCACAUAUAUUUGCUGUGAAUAUGUUUGAGGACAUCGAGAAGUUCUUGAAAGUUCCAGAUGAGUGGGCUCCUCCUGAAACUAAACCAUAUGCACCAGGGGAAAAUCUACAACAUUGGCUUACUGAUGAGAAAGCUAGAGAUCAGUUUGUUAUUCGCGCUGGUUCUGACACGGAGGUUUUAUGGAAUGAUGCGAGACAUUUGAAGCCUGAACCUGUUUAUAAACGUUCUUUUUGGACUGAAAGUUUUGUACAGUGGUCCCCACUUGGGACUUACUUAGCCACAGUUCAUAGGCAGGGUGCUGCUGUAUGGGGGGGUGCCACUUCCUUUAACCGCCUUAUGCGUUAUGCUCAUCCACAGGUAAAACUGAUUGAUUUUUCUCCUGGUGAGAGAUUUUUGGUGACUUAUAGCAGCCAUGAACCGAGCAAUCCUCGUGAUACGCAUAGGGUUGUGUUAAAUAUCUUUGACGUGAGAACUGGAAAAGUGAUGAGAGAUUUCAAGGGAAGUGCAGAUGAGUUUGCAAUUGGAGGAACUGGAGGUGUUACAGGGGUGUCUUGGCCUGUUUUCAGGUGGGGCGGUGGGAAAGAAGAUAAAUACUUUGCCAGAAUUGGGAAAAAUGUAAUCUCUGUCUAUGAAACUGAGACCUUCACUCUUAUUGACAAAAAAUCCUUUAAGGUGGAUAAUGUGAUGGAUUUUUGUUGGUCCCCAACUGAUCCCAUUCUUGCACUCUAUGCACCUGAGCUUGGUGGUGGGAACCAACCUGCAAGGGUGAGUCUUCUUCAAAUUCCAAGCAAAGAGGAGUUGAGGCAGAAGAAUCUCUUCAGUGUUAGUGAUUGCAAAAUGUAUUGGCAAAGCAAUGGGGAAUACCUUGCUGUUAAGGUUGACCGAUACACUAAAACUAAGAAGAGCACAUACACUGGCUUUGAGCUUUUCCGAAUCAAAGAACGGGACAUACCCAUUGAGGUUUUUGAGCUUGAAAACAAGAAUGACAAGAUUAUUGCAUUUGCUUGGGAGCCAAAGGGCCACAGAUUUGCAAUUAUCCAUGGUGAUGGCCCAAGGCCUGACGUGACUUUCUAUUCGAUGCGGAGCGCUCAUAAUGCAGGUCGAUAUUCAAAGCUCACAACUCUCAAGGGUAAGCAGGCAAAUUCUCUUUACUGGUCACCAGCCGGUCGCUUCAUUAUACUGGCUGGGUUGAAGGGUUUCAAUGGACAGUUAGAGUUCUACAAUGUGGACGAGCUUGAAACCAUGGCAACAGCAGAGCAUUUUAUGGCAACCGAUAUUGAAUGGGAUCCUACUGGAAGGUAUGUUGCUACGGCAGUUACCUCAGUUCAUGAGAUGGAGAAUGGUUUCAACAUAUGGUCCUUCAGUGGAAAGUUACUGUAUCGGAUACCAAAGGAUCACUUCUUCCAGUUUCUGUGGCGCCCAAGGCCACCAUCUUUCUUGAGCCCUGAGAAAGAGGAAGAGAUUGCUAAGAACCUGAAGAAGUAUAGCAAGAAGUAUGAAGCAGAGGAUCAGGAUGUGUCGAUGCUAUUAAGUGAACAGGACCGUGAGAAGCGGAAGAUGUUGAAGGAUGAAUGGGAAAGGUGGAUCAACGAGUGGAAGACACUGUAUGAAGAAGAAAAAAUGGAGAGGCAGAAGCUGAGGGAUGGUGAAGCCAGUGAUGAAGAAGAGGAGUACGAGGCCAAAGAAGUUGAAGUGGAGGAGUUGUUGGAUGUUUCCGAGGAGAUUCUUUCCUUUGACUCGGAGCAGUAG